CACAGCUCAGAUUCCUCCCGGCGGAAAUUAGUGACGGACCUGUUCGGUCACAUUGAAGCUCCUCGAUAUUAAAUAAUAAUAAUAAUAAUGUUUUGUAAGAAAUUUGUACGUCUUAAUAACUUUGUAUUUAAAUACAGGUUCAAAUGGCUGAAUUCUGUUGUAAAAUAUCCUAUAAAUGAAGGUUUGAGUCGCUCCCACAGCAGCUGGAUGGGACAUAAACAACACACACACACUAUGAGCAACACAACAUGCGUUCACUCCUACGGUGUCCGACUCCUUUCCUCCAGCACUCUGGACCCAGCUGAGAUCAGAAAGUUCCAGGUUCUGGCCAAUAAAUGGUGGGAUAUACAAGGUGAAUUCGCACCUCUACACGCCAUGAAUGAGCUCAGAGUGCCAUUCAUCCGUGAUAACCUGUUGACUGUUCACGGUGAGGGUGAGAUGGGUCGCCCUCUGGCUGGGCUCAGGAUACUGGAUGUGGGCUGCGGUGGUGGUCUGCUUACUGAGCCUUUAGGGAGAAUGGGUGCUGAGGUGUUGGGUGUUGACCCGGUGGAGGUGAGCGUGCGGACAGCGGAGCUGCACUCGUCCCUCGAUCCUGCGCUCAGAGGACAAGUGCGGUAUCGCGCAUGCACCCUGGAAGACCUGACUGAGGAAGAUGAAAACGAGGAAGCAUUCGAUGCGAUCGUGGCCUCGGAAGUAGUUGAACACCUGGCGGAUCUCGACACCUUCGUCCACUGCUGCUACCGCAUGCUGAAGCCAGGAGGGUCUGUGUUCAUCACCACUAUCAGCCGGACUCAGCUGUCUUACAUCAUGGGAAUCGUGAUGGCUGAGAAGGUGCUGCGUAUCGUACCACGAGGGACACACCAGUGGGACAAGUUUAUCAGUCCAGUGGAGCUGGAAACACUGCUGGAGUCUUCUGGAUUGAGUGUUCAGACUGUGACAGGAAUGAUGUAUAACCCUAUUUCCGGAUGUUGGAGUUGGCAGCAGAGCACAGCAGUGAAUUACGCACUACACGCCAUCAAACAGAAGGAGGAGCCACCGCAUCAGACCCCUGCUGAUGAUUAGACUUUUGUCCAUAUUGAGUUUCUCAGUGUCGGAUUUUAAUAAAGACAACUUGUACAACAUAAUAGAAAUAAAAGAAAUUCAUAUGCAUUAGCCUCAAGACAUUCAGUUCAGCGAUAUCGUUUUCAUAUAAACGAUUACAUCAAAUCUAAAAACAUGUCAAUGCCAAAUAAGUCUAUAACUACAUAAUUAUAUGAACAAGAAUCUUUUCCACCUUAAGCUACGUCUCAGCUCAUAUCAUAUGAUGUCAAAUCAAACGGACGCUAAAGCAUGUCAUCUUUAAUCAAUUACAUUUAUGGUAAAGAGAAUUCUGUGUACAUUUCAGUGGUAAAUAAUAUUGUUUUUACUUUAAAUUCGGUUGUAAUUAAAAAGUGUUUUGUGCAUUUGUGAUUAUUUCAGCAGAAAUCUGGAAGCAUGGUUGCUACCUUUUUGGUGGAGUUGUGCUAGUGUGACAUUCUUUCUUCCUUUUUAAAAUAAUUUAUUCAGUGCUGCUUUAUGGGAUGUCUGAAGUUUAGGAUAAUUUUUUUUAAUAUGCCCGGCCCUGAUACAGAUCCUGAUGUUCACAUGUUGUUGUUUUUUUUUUGUCUUUUUUUCGAUAGCUUUCUGGUCUUUGUGAUGCAUCUUUGUGAUUCAUGAUAGCUUUUGCAUCUUCAUAAAUUUUGACUCUACAUGAGCUAUUUUGUGUAGGUGAUGUGAUAUAUGUGAUGGGGGGUGUGGUAGCCUAGUGGUUAAGGUGCUGGACUAUCAAACUCAUUACUACCAGAAGAAUCCCAGGUCCACCAAGUUGCCACUGCUGGGCCCCUGAACAAGGCCCUUAACCCUCAAUUGCUCAGUUGUAU
Messenger RNA from Tachysurus vachellii, 1898 nucleotides. It is a transcript of the gene coq3, whose product is annotated as coenzyme Q3 methyltransferase. Gene Ontology annotation, biological process: ubiquinone biosynthetic process. The coding region runs from base 88 to 1062 and encodes 324 amino acids. The record is from RefSeq and is a predicted model, not a curated record. The transcript is spliced from 6 exons. Gene Ontology annotation, molecular function: 2-methoxy-6-polyprenyl-1,4-benzoquinol methyltransferase activity. Lineage: Eukaryota; Metazoa; Chordata; Actinopteri; Siluriformes; Bagridae.